AUGAACACGACGGACCGCUACCCGGCCACGGCAUCGCAAUUCAUGUUACGUGAGAUCAAACGCCAACAAGAGCUGGUCAAUCGAGGCUACCAGCUGCUGAAGAGGAAAGCCGAAGCUCUGCGGCUUAAAGGUCGACAGACGGCAUCCGACUUAUCAGUGACCCAAGCUGUUCUGGGCCAUACUCUUAAAGAGGCCUACAUAUCGUUGGCAGCGGUGAAGUUCACUAAUGGAGAGUCUAAUGCAUUGGUGCUUGAAAACAUUGAGGAGGCACAAAUCCGUGUCAAACGCAUACCAGAAAAUAUCUCCGGAGUCUCAACCGUGACACUCCACGCUAUAGAAGAGCUGGGGGCCAGCGACGCUCUCCGCUACGCUGGCCUCGGGGCCGGCGGGCACCGCACCGGCGAGGCCAAGAGGGCCUUUCGCGAGGCCGUCCAUAUUCUGAUCAAGUUCGCGUCGCUGCGCAAUACGUGCAUUCUGUUGGAUACUGCGAUCAGGUCGACACUGAGAAAAGUGAACGGCAUAGAGAAGGUCAUUAUGCCUAAGCUAUCGAACACAAUGAAAUACAUUCAAGUGGAACUAGCGGAGCGGGAAAGAGAGGAGAUGCACAGGCUGAAGAUGGUGAAGGCGAAAAAGAUUCGAGCCAAAGCUCUAGCGACAAUGCGUCUUGAAGACUCGCAAAAUGGGGACAGCGCUGCAGGCGGUGAAGGUGGUGAAAUUGAUGUCCGUUCUGCAGCCCGUAUCCGCUCUGUCGAAUGUCUCACAAGCAUCAUCUGCGCCUGCAAGUCGCUUCCCUCCACAGAUUCCGUCGAAGACUUCUCUAAGCCCGUCUGCCAGCCCGCGGAAUGGGACGAUGAGGAUCUCCUCUUUUAACCUUUGAACGC
Cydia strobilella is the source of this 881-nucleotide messenger RNA. RefSeq names its product V-type proton ATPase subunit D-like. Gene Ontology annotation, cellular component: proton-transporting V-type ATPase complex; vacuolar membrane. The transcript has 6 exons. The coding region runs from base 1 to 870 and encodes 289 amino acids. Gene Ontology annotation, molecular function: proton-transporting ATPase activity, rotational mechanism. NCBI's taxonomy places the organism in Eukaryota, Metazoa, Arthropoda, Insecta, Lepidoptera, Tortricidae. The record is from RefSeq and is a predicted model, not a curated record.